AUGGAAAAUAAACCAACAGAUCUUUAUCAUACAGUUGGAUACGAUCGUGGAGAACAACAUGUUGACAAAUCGAAAGUUGAUUCACGUGAAGAGACUUCAGCGCCACAAGCUGGCAUGCAUGGUCAACCUGAAAGUCAUAUUUCUGGUCAAGGUGGUGCAGAAGUCUUAGGUGGAACUGCAAGUACACGUAUCACUGGCCAAUCAGUUGAUGAACAACUCACAACUCAAUUGCCCACACAUAGUAACAAAUGA
This is a messenger RNA of Rotaria sp. Silwood1, 252 nucleotides long. Lineage: Eukaryota; Metazoa; Rotifera; Eurotatoria; Philodinida; Philodinidae. The record is from the annotation of a GenBank genome assembly.